GACAACAUAAAUGUACGUAAUAUACCUGCGACUCUGCUGUAAAUCAGAAGAACUCGUAGCCUACCAUGCACUGUUAUGAUCACUGAUUUAGUCAGUUUAAGCAAACUAAAGGAAUGGAACUCCUUCCAAUACUAGAACCAGAGGACCAGCCUCGAGAUAAACAAUGGUAUGCCCUGGUGCCAAGAGGACAAAGCCCAGGGGUCAGUGUGGGUCACACCUGCACUUUUAUACCAUCUGAUGAGGGAGGAAAGGGGAAAAUCGUUAUUGUUGGAGGCGCAAACCCAAAUGGCAGUUUUUCUGAAUCCAGUGUCAUUGAUCUAGAGCGUCAUGAGUGGGACGUCCCGGACUGGCAGGGUUUGCUGGCUCGCUAUGAGCACUGCAGCUUCUCGUCGGAGGCCAGCCCCGACUGCCUGUGGGUGUUUGCUGGAGCUGAACCGAGUGGGAACCGCAACUGUGUCCAGGUCCUACAGCUGUCAGGCGGUGGCUCUUGGAGAACUGUGUCGGUGACGGGAGAGCCACCCUCUCCCAGGACGUACCACACGAGCACAGCCUGCGUUGGGAACCGCCUCUUUGUCUUCUCUGGGGGAGAUGCUGGCUCCGUGCCUGUGUCUGAUCUACAACUACAUGUCUUUGAUACAGUUACAUCGACGUGGUCCCAACCUGCGACCAAAGGAAGACCCCCCUCCCCUAGGCACGGCCACAUAGUGGUGGCUGUAGGAUCCACCAUCUUUAUCCAUGGCGGGCUCGAAGGGGACAAGUUUCACAGUGACAUGUACUCCCUCGACACAGUCACCAUGAGAUGGGAGAAGGUGAAGCCCAAGGGGGACGUCCCCUCCGGGCGGGCUGCCCAUUCUGCGGUGACGCUGGGGAGGAACAUCUACACCUUUGGUGGCAUGACGCCAGAAGGAGCCACCAAUGCAAUGCACAAGUUCCAGACAGAUAAACAACGUUGGACCUUGCUGAAGUUUGAAGGGGACUUGCCUGCGAACAGACUGGACCACUCCAUGUGCGUGCUGCCCUGGCGUGUAAGGACGGAACCGACGGAGGAGGGCGACGCAGCACGGAGCCAGAAGCCAGACGACACCCAUCUCUGUCUCGUCUUUGGGGGAAUGGACACAGAGGGAGUGAUAUUCAAUGACUGUCUUGUCACAGUUGUGACAUAACCAAGAGUUAUAAAUCUGGUUAUAUACUUCUAAAUAUAUAUAUGUAUGUAUAAAUAAACUGUCA
Sardina pilchardus (European sardine) is the source of this 1227-nucleotide messenger RNA. RefSeq names its product Rab9 effector protein with kelch motifs (gene rabepk). Bases 114 to 1163 code for a protein of 349 amino acids. NCBI's taxonomy places the organism in Eukaryota, Metazoa, Chordata, Actinopteri, Clupeiformes, Clupeidae. The transcript has 8 exons. The record is from RefSeq and is a predicted model, not a curated record. Gene Ontology annotation, molecular function: protein binding.